Molecule: messenger RNA, 408 nt
Organism: Aspergillus wentii DTO 134E9
Lineage: Eukaryota; Fungi; Ascomycota; Eurotiomycetes; Eurotiales; Aspergillaceae
Product: gamma-glutamylcyclotransferase family protein
Exons: 1
Coding region: 1-408 (135 amino acids)
Source: RefSeq, a predicted model, not a curated record
AUGGAAGUGCCGCAGCCUUUCCAGUCACAGUAUUACUUCCUCUACGGUUCACUGAUGGACCAGUCCACCCUCGCUAGAGUCAUCAAACGACCACACAGACCAGAGCUUAUUCCCGCCAGAAUAGUCAGGUACAGGUUGAAGCUUUGGGGAGCGUACCCUGCGUUACUGGACGGCUCCGAAGAUGCUGUGGUGAUAGGAAUGGCAUACGAAGUUCGAUCGCUGUCGGAGCAGAGGUAUCUUGAGGCGUACGAAUCAGAUUAUUACGUCAAUAGCCCGUGUGUGAUUGAGUUAGAAGGCGGCAAAGCAGUUGUCGGAAGGACCUUCAAAUGGGCUGUUGACCAGUCACUGCUGAGGGAUGGAGCUUUUGAUCUAAGAGAUUGGCAGUUGGAUAGUAUCGACACAAGGUAA